Messenger RNA from Symbiodinium pilosum, 656 nucleotides. Lineage: Eukaryota; Dinophyceae; Suessiales; Symbiodiniaceae. The record is from the annotation of a GenBank genome assembly.
GCAAAGCUGCUGAGUUCCCCCGUGGGCCAACUGCCUGGCUGGCCAGCCCUGAAUGCUAUGCAUCCGGCCGGGAACAAAUUGACAAGCUGAUCGGAUUUCCUGAGGUCCUCCGCUUGGAAUGCCCUUCGAUUCAGCUGCCAUUCCUAAUUUUCCGCUUGAGAGCACGUGGAAAGCAAUGGUUCUCGGCCAUCAUCUCGGUCAUUUCCGUGGACGCAAUCCAUAUCCAGCUCAAGGACAGCUUCGAAACUUCAGGUGUCGUUCGAGACGAUGGAGCCGGGGAAGCGGAUCCUGAAAUCUUGAAGGCCUUAGCCUUGGCCUCCAACACCAGCCCUGAGGACACGGGCCUUUGCCGGUCGGUAACGGGUUCGGCGCAGGUCCGCUGCGGAGGCGUCAAAGGUAUGCUGCUGAGUUCCGUGCGUCUGGAAGGCACUGGAGUGGUGGAACUGCCAAGGAACAUGUUGAAGUUUGGGCCCGAGACCUUCAGCAGAGAGCAGCUGGCAGUGCUGAGCUUCAGCAAAAUUCGACCGACUUCCCUGAGCUUGGAUACGGUGCUGCGGUUAGAAGCAUGCGAAUGCGAUGCGGCCGUGCUUCUGGGUGGCUAUAAGCAAAUUGCGCAUAGCCAGCAUGUAGAAAAAACUGAGACUGGAUCUGUAUGA